Molecule: messenger RNA, 2232 nt
Organism: Fusarium musae
Lineage: Eukaryota; Fungi; Ascomycota; Sordariomycetes; Hypocreales; Nectriaceae
Exons: 1
Coding region: 1-2232 (743 amino acids)
Source: RefSeq, a predicted model, not a curated record
AUGGGCAUUGUUCAUGCAGCCAUUGCUAAAACGGAGGCUCUCAGGGCACUUUGUGAGCAAUGGGCCAUCAAAGUCAGUGAAAUCAAGAGCCCGGAGUCGGAAUACAGAGCAAAACGUCAAACGCUGCUGAGUAACUAUGAAACUGAGCUUAGCCAACUACGGCAGCACUCGUCUGAUCCUAAUCAGUACGCAAAGCGAUCAGAUGCGGUUCUUCAAUAUGCUGGUGACCUUAGAGAGCUAGACAUCGAGUAUCACAGUUCAGUCACUCUACUGGAACAACGAUUUGCAGAACGACUAGAGGCGGCAAACAAGAAGCUUGCAUGUGAUCUAUUCCAGACUUUGGAGGAUACUCUAUGGGACCACUCGGUUUCAACUGUACUCAACCAGUGUCUCAAGCAAUGUUUACGUCCUAAGGAACAGGCAAUUGAGCCUGAUCGUGUAGAGACGUUGCCGGAAGCUCGAAAAGAUCAAAACACUGAAUCCGGCAUCACACUCAAAGACCCAAUAGACUCGGGAGGGGACCAGAGCCAGGGUUCACGCCCAUACGCAGACAACUCCGAUCACCAGGAUCAGGCUUUGACACAGAACUCAGCUUUCAGAGAGGUUAGAGCCCGGACCCCAGAUAACACCCUGCAGCAGUGCCAGUCGGCAAUCAACCCGACACCUCCAAUCCGAGAUCAAGGGCCAUCAUCACAGUCAAACCUAGCCACGGACGGACAAGGCGCUACUAGCCCAGUGGGGGUUCAAGCCCCAGCCCCAAGCACAGCUCAAGAGGCGAACCGACUUUCAAGGGAUGUUGUUGACCCACACUCAAGGCCAAGCUCGAGAGCGAUGCCAGCUUCGGAGACAAAUUUGGAUCAGAACGGAGGGAGAGCACGAUUGGACAUGUGGCCGUCUUCUCAGAUCCCAAAUCAGUCGGCAUCAUCUGCUAAGAGGGCAGAGACUCUAAACAAUAACCCUGGUGGAGAAUGGACUGAUUCUCUUGUCGCCCAUCUUCGCGCUCCUCUGAAGAGGCUCCAGGCGGAAGCAUCCAAUCGAAAACAAAAACGACAAAGACUGCCCAUUGAGCCAUAUGAUAUCCCUGAAGAACGAGUAAUUCCCUUUGAUGAAGUCUUCCAAGAUGGAAACGCACAAACCAAGUCCAUCAUAGUUCAGCAUCCUCCAGAUCUUGGCGAUUGGUACAUCAUGGAGUGCAAGGAGCACAAAAAACACUUCCACAAGGAUCCAAUUAGAGGGGCCUCUCGGCACCUCAUAGGUCAAGGGCAUGGGAUAAACGGGGACCACUCCCUUGCAGUCAAGAUGCUUGGGACCCGCGUCCUCCACUGCAACGAGAAACUAGUUGCGAAGAACAAUUGGAUAACAAGGCAGUCAUUUCUUGAGGUUGCGAACCCUGCAAACGCGAUUUUAGGGAGCCGAACCAAAGAAGAUAUAACACAGGAGGUUGGAAUCAUCCCGGUUGUUGGCGAGAUAUACGCUAUCAAAUGUCCGAGGCUGAGCCAUACUUACCCAAUUCUCGUUCUCCCAUGGGCAGCAUUAGGCCAUUUCCCGUACAUGAAACAACUAUUACGGGACACUCCCCCAUGCUAUCUGUUUGACAAGGCUGUUGAUCAGUAUCCUCGGGGCUGGGCGAAGGAUUAUGAGGAUGGAGGCAGCAGAUUCAAAGAUAGGGCUUAUCCUGUUGUUUACUUUCACAAGGACAAGUUUCCAGCGCAGUGCGAUGUUGGUUGGGUUCCUAUAACCAGCUUUAAAGUGUAUGAUCCUGACAAUGUCGGGGUUGUUUGCUCGAAGCUUGUGGACCGAUAUGUCCAGAACAAAGACCCCCGGUUGACACCCAACUAUCGCCACUCGACAGAUGCGAGUAUCGUCAUAUUAGACGGUGAUGAUGACGAGGAUACACAGAUGCAAGUGGAAGACCGGAAUGACAACCCACGGUCUUUCGACCCCUUUGCUUCAAAGAGGGAUGAUACCGACGUGCCCCGUUCUCAAAGCCACACACAAGAGUCCAACACUGUACAUGGGCCAAUGGAAAGGAUUGAGUAUCCCUUCGUCAGCGCCAGGUCAGAAGACACGAGAAAGGCGGGCUUUCACACAAGCCACGCAGCUACAUCGACAUCCAAACAGCCGAUUGUUAACGUCGUGGAGCUUGGAGAGGUCCAUGCCGAUAGCGCUAUCAACAGGCCAGCUCCACAAAGCGUGGAUACAUAUAGCCGUGUCUCACUGAGGCCAUUGUAG